UGUAAGAGUGUCUAUUCAUUGCCAGAGCAAUUUCUUCUAUGAAUUAACGGACAAGCUAUUUGUUUUAACCUCAAUGUUUUGAGUAGAAAAGUAGUGAUCAUUUGUAAGAUGAAAGUUUCAACACAAUGGCCGAUUUCACCAGGUGAGGGCUGUUCCGAUGUCAUAAUAUCGAGUGGUGAGCAAAUGUCUAGAAACCACGAAAUGUUGUGAAUUCAGGUUUUCUGCCACACCUCUUGUUCUUGCUCUAGUAGAAUUUACAAAUGUAAAGAGUUGUGUGAAAUUUGUCAAUACUUUCAAAUGAAGUUAUCCAUGCGAUACUGUCUCAACAUAUCAUUUCGAUCAUAUAAUGAAGAACAACUAGUUAGUCGUAUGUUUUACAGACGAAACACGUGAUUAGCAUUAUUCCAUUGAUUCUCGAUUACUAGCCAAUCAUGACAUCUAUAACUGUGCUGUGAUCAAUAAUUAUGAACGUCUUUGAAGUAUGACUGGAAGAAAAUUCGAAAUAAGAUUGAUUUACCAAAUACGAUAUAUGUUCAAUAUUGAUUUCGUUUUAAUUCAAUGUGAUAACUGCUCUCUAUAUUGUCUGUCUUGUUUUGUCGUAAGCUAAUUAAUCUUCAUUUGUAACCGUUUUUAUGAUUCGCAGUGGCUCUGUAUUAGAGAGGUUAGUUGUGGUUCCACCGAAGAAGUGGUAGUUGAUUCUCAUACGGCGAAAUUGAGUGAUAUGAGAUUGAUCCACAUAAUGAAUACUGAUUUCUUCAAGAUUGAGGAUACGCUUCAUUGACCUGUACCAGGCACCACGAUAUCAGGCGUCACUAUUUUCUGGCGGUAGAUUACAAACAUCCAACUUUCUCUGAAUCAGUCAAAAUACCUUCUAAUUAGCAUUACCUGAAUACACGAAUUCGAAACUGUUGAGGCAGGCAUACAUGACAUGCUAUUAAAAUAUUCAAGUACGAGUGUUUCCUUAAAAAGAAACUUAUUUAAAUUCCGUUGCAAAAUUAGGGCGACUUAAGAUACCUCAUGAUACUUCCAAAAUAUAUUUGGUCUGCUGUAACAUGUGAUCAUGUCAGCAAUCAAGUGUGUCUAUCCAGAUAAAUGUGCAUCGACCGAUUAACCUGUCACUGAUGUUGGCGUAAAACUAUAAGAAGAACGUAUUGUGGAUUAUGUUAUCAGGAUGCUUAAACACAGUCUCAUAAUGAAACUUUUUGAAUGCCCAAUGCAAGCGGUUGCAUCGUUCAUCAAAUUAAGGAAUAGACAGCAAAAGCCUAUGUGAUGUCGGUGCUUGAAAUACUUGAAAACAAUAAUGUAUGUGACAGCAGGUUUACACUACUGUGCAUCUAAUGGACAAAAAUUGGUAAAUUGUAAUAAUUGACUAUUUUAAUCAGUAAAAGUUGAUAGUGUGGUAAGACAGCUGAAGAAUGAAGUGAAGAACGUAACACUUGUGUACACAGGAUUCCGAUGUGAAAUGGUGAGCCAUUCUAGCUUCGUCAGUGCACAAACCUCUCAUUUGAACCUAUUGUGAUCCGGUUGAUUUUAGUUUUCGGGAGAUUUCGAACGGCGAUUUGCAAACUGUGUGUGACCUCAAUUGAAUACGUGUUGGAGAAUGUGAAUAAUUUGGGCAAUUAUCUGAGUUGGAUGCUUCAAAUAUGCUGACAACACUUCUCAAUGAACUAUUGUCAUUUUAACAUGUUCUUGAUGAGUGCCAGAUAACUGGAUAACAUUCUUUCAUAUUUCCUUUGUCUGAACAAUCCGUGACCUCCUCUUGUUCAUGGUGAUUUCGUUAAACUAAACAACACUCUUCUACAUUUUAUCACAAACAACCAUAUAUAAUUGGAAAAAAGGACCAAAUGCCAACAUGCGAGCAAACUGAUCUCGGGCUUGUCAAUCAACUGAAAUUUCGAUCAACACUCGAGAUAGAAUGAAGCAAGAAGAAUCGGUCCAGCUUAGUGACAUGAAUUCAUUUUAAUAGAGUCAUGCAUCUUCAUCUGCUAACUACACGGAAUCGAUGGGAUCAAUUAUUCACAAAGCCAAACAUGCAAAUUAUUAUACUUUAAAAUGCUGAAUGAUGAACCGUUGGUUUUUAAAAACGUCAAUCUGUGAAUUGCAAUCUUAGAAAAAUAAUCAAAGUCAAUGGAUUGGUGCUAGAAUUGAAGCGAAACUUUUGAUAUUUGGGUAGGCGCAGUUGGAUGUUCUGAGAACGAAGAGGAUUUCAUUCAAUUCUACAUCAUGAAGAGUCAGUAGAACAUGUGCUAAACUCACAGCAGAUGAUGUUCUGAACGUAAUCCGACAAACAUUUCCGGACAAUGGAUUUCAUACAAUCUCAAUUAUUAACAGUAAUCGCACACAUUUAUCAAAUUGAAGUGUUGCCCUUCUAUUGACUGAAUUUAGGUGUGUUCCAUCCUUCCUCGAAGAAUAAUUAGGAAUGACAACUGUGGAUCGGCGAAUCAGUCACGUUCAGUUCAGCGGAUUAGAUUUCUAUACAUCUUUGUACUGAAUAAAACACGAGUGUAGACAACCGACAGUAUUUGAACACAAAAUUACAGAAUUUCUCACCAAAAUCUGAGAACUGUACCGAAAUUAGUCAAUUCGCAAAAUAUCACUCAAUUAUCAUAUAAACUGUACUGUUCCCUUUGUAUUAUCAGUCCAUCAUCUCAGAUUCCAUUUUUCUGUAUUUUCAUACCGAUCAAUAUUCGUUUUCAUGCUUACUCUGAUAGUUGGAAAGCAUGUUUGAACUGAUUUAGAAGACAACAGAUUGGAACUUUUACGUCAAAUUCAUGGCCACAUUUCUUGUAAGGAAACUGCUGAAUCACAGCUGUUCACGAACGACGGUGUAACCAAUUACUAUUCUACACAAUGUUGGUGAUGAUUAUCCACUGAACGCUAUCCUAUUGCAGUAAAAUGGAUCGAAAUCGAUGUCCGUACCACCACAAGGUGGUUGAUAAUUGGAAAGCAUGUUUGAACUGAUUUAGAAGGCAACAUUGUCCGAACACUACGUGUUAUUCUCGAUGAACUGUAUUCGUUUGACUUGAACACAAUAUGUGCUCAUUUAUUCCUCAUAGAAUAGUUUAGAAUGAGCACUGUGGAUUGACAAUUCAGUCACGAUUAUGCGUUUGAAUAUUACAAAAAGUAUCACAUCUACUUGAAUUCUGUUAAUUCAAUGUUUGAUUAAAAAUAAGAAAUAUGUUUUCAGGAAGUGAAAAUAAAGAAAAUAAUAGAGUACAUUUACUCAGAGCGUGAUUUGCAAAUACCUGUCUAUUGACCUCGUUUGUUUUACUCGGAAUAUUCUUUUAUCUUAUUUGUCAUCAUAUUCUGUCUAGCUAUUCAUUUAUACGGUAUUCUCUCCUUCUUUACAAACCCAAUAUGUAUCUCAUUUAGAAUAAUCAUUGUCGCAUUCUAAUGAUGCUUUCAUGCGACUGAUGAUCACCUACGCUCGAAGAACGGAGAUGAAUUAAAUAUGCAUUUUAUGAAUGAUUUUUACCACUUUACUAAACAUAUUAUCAUAAGUAGAAACAAAUAUUUGGUCGGUCAAAAAGCUUGUGGUUUCCGAAAAUAUUUUAGUCGGAAUUUCAUACCCUCAGUACUGAUCUCAUAAAUGAAUAUGUUCACUGUAUAUGAUGUCGAAAACUCAACCAAUGUCAAGACAAAUUAAGUGACAUAAGCAGUUCAUUCAAUCAGCAUGAUUCAAUACAAUCUACACAGUGAAUUAUCACGUUCAUUAUUAAUUUCCGCGAUGUUUACAUUGAAUUCAAACAAUUUGGACAAUCAUCUUCCUCACCAGUUCUAUGUAAUUCGUCAAUACUGUUGAUUCAGCAUGACAUUUGUCUGAAACGAUGAGACCAUUCGAUAUUUCUGAUGGAUUCUGCUGUUACGGGAGCACUGAAGACAUUUGGUUAAUUAAAACCUCUUUAUUAUAAUAAUAAUGAUAAUUUAUAUUCUGAAGAAUAAUAAUUACAGAAUUCACGCCAGUUUACAGGCAUGAUCAACUUGAUAUAAAUAAUAAUGUUAGACGUGCAGAACAAACGUGUGAUAAAAGAAAGUUUUAAGUAUACUAGUUCAGUAGUUCUUUAAGUAGUACAUAUAUUACAGCGAUCCAAUGCAUCAGCCGGGAAUUUAUAACAUUUCUUAAAUGGACAGCCUGUUGAUUUAUGAACGGUGUAAUUAAGGUCAAGUCGUGUGCCAGAUCGAAAUAAUGAUAAUUAUCUACAACUAGAGAAAUUAAAACGAAAACAGAGAGCACGGAACAAGAAAAAAGUAAUUACCAAAAUAUAUCAAUCCGGUCCAUCUAAAUGAGUGUGUCAUGUGACACGAUGAUAUACUGUUUAUGUUAUUCAAAUUAGUUAAAAUUGCUAGGGGCGGUGUUAAAUUAUUGACAGCAAGUGGGUGGUUUUACUAAGGGAAUUCACUAAUAAAGAUGGCUCAACAUUUAAGGUUCCUAAAAUAUCACUUGUGGAAUGAGAUACACUUAAAGGCGCUAGGCCGUGCAAUGCAUUUUCAGCGGAGCAGUAUGAAUCGAUGCACCGAACAAAUAAUGGGAGUGAAUGUAUCGUGCGGAUAGAUUGUGGUAGGUUAUUCCAGAGUCUAGGAAAUUUACAGGUGAAGUAAUUCAUAUAAAGAGAUGAUUUAGAAUGAGUUUGUUUCACUAGUGCCAAGGAAUUACGGAUGUCAUAAUAAGAAGUUUCUGCAUACUGAAUCGCGUGAUCGGAUGUAAACGAUAGUUUAUGAAGUAGUUUGAAGAAAAAGAUAGGAUUUAGUUUGAGUCUCCUCCUCCAUAAAGGGUCUAGCCCAAGUUUAUUACAUCUAGAAUUAUAAGUUGAGGUACAAUCAGCUCCAAGAAUACGAAGUGUAAAUCGUCUCUGUACUGAUUCCAGCCUUAAUUUAUCCUUUAUGAGCGCACUGCUAAGAAUAAACGUGCAAUAUUCUAGAAGAGGCCGAGCACAAACUUUGUACAUUAGAAUACGUGACUCAGUGUUGUAAAGAUUUCGAGUUAUGUAACCUAUUGGGCAUUGAGACUUAGAGGUCUGUUUUAAUAAAUGUUCUGUAAACGACAAGUCUUGGGAAUAUCUAAGUCCUAAGUCUACUACUGUAUGUAACCUAGAUAACACUUCUCCAUUUAUGGUAAUGCCGAAGCACAUCCAUCCACAUUUAGCCGUAUUAAGCUCCAGUUGCCAUUUUAAGCACCACUGUGCUAACUUGUUAAGCUCCAUGCUGAUGCAAUUCUGCAUAUUUUUCAGGUAAUGUGGAGGAAAUGAAUAUACUACUUUGAGAUCAUCUGCAUAUAGAAGGGGCUUACCGACACAAAAACUUUCACAAACAUCAUUGAUAAACACUAAAAAGAGCAAAGGACCUAAGACACUACCUUGUAUUACACCACUUCUAACUGGGACAGCGUUAGACAAUGAAGAGUUAAUUUUAACUAUUUGAUGUCGAUGGCUGAGAAAGCAAUCACGCCAAACAAGCAAAGGAUUUUGAACCCCAUAAGAUGCGAGCUUACCUGUAAGAACUUGAUGGCUAUCCAUGUCAAAGGCUUUAGAAAUGUCCAGAUAUAGCGCUAAGACUAUAAAUCCUUGGCUACGUAGAGAAUAGACUAAAUUAAAGAAGUCAAAAUUACAUGUCAUGCAAGAACGAUUUUUAAGAAAUCCAUGUUGAGUAUCAUUGAUAAGUUUUCCAGCAAGUAAAAAGUUGGAAAGUUCAUCACUUAUAAUUUUUUCCAUAAUCCUAGAAAUAACUGGAGUGAUAUUUAUUGGCCGGUAAUUGUUCAUGUCAGUCUUAUCUCCAGAUUUGUAACGUGGUAUGAUGUACGCGGUUUUCCAACAGUAAGGGUAAGAACCGGCUUCCAUAGAGAGAGCAAACAGCUUUAGAAGAAGAAGUGAAGUAUCUGGAUCACCAUAUUUGUAGAGAAAUGAUGAAAUCCCGUCUACUCCAUGACCUUUCGAAAGCUUAAGGGUAUUUAUAGCCUUAUUAAUUUUCAUGCAUGUGAAGGAGAUAGAUUUUAUUGAGUUGCUAGUCACGCACAUAACUCUUGAAGCAUAGCUACUUAUGUUUUCUACACCAUUCGCGAAUCUACCACUGAAAAGGUCGGCCAUGGAUUUAGAGUCGUAUAUAAAAGUGCUAUUAUGCUGGAUGCACGAUAUAUCAACAUUUCGAGUUGCUUUAGUGCGUUUAUUGAAAAGGAGAGUUACGUUUUGUACUUUCGAGUUAGUAUUAAGGGCUAACAGCUCCUUAUUAAUGGAUUUUAACCUAUGUUUCUCUUCAAUUUGAUUAAAAAUUAUUGUUAUUUGUGCAACUGCUGUGAAGUUGUUUGACUUAAAAUAACGAUUCUGUAGGCGUUUUAGUUUAUUACGAUAUUUAGCUGGUAUAUAUAAUUCGUAAGGUUUACUAAACCUGUACGUUUUAAGAGGUACAAUGAAAUCUAAACAAGAGUUAAUGAUCAGAUAGAAUUCGUCGAUAGCAUCCAUGGGACUAUUACAUGGAAAAACGUUAUCUCAGUCUGAAGGUUUAAUCAAUGAAUGCAGUAGGUCCUAGUCAGCAUGCUUAUAGUCUCUAUAUUGACAGGUUUUUUGAAGGAGUGGGUUAUGAGAGAGACAGAUAGGGAGAGCGCAAACUACUAUCUUAUGGUCACUGCUUUCAAAUUCAUCAUAUACUUUUACAGGUGGUGGGAUAACAUCUCUACUAAAUAUUAGAUCGAGUAUACUAUCGCCUCUAGUUGGGGCACGAACUCACUGUGACCAGCAGUGCAUGUUAAUGGUUGCCGAGAACUCAUCAUUUCAUGAAGGACAAAUACCGGUACUCCAGUUGAUCCCAGGAUAAUUGAAAUCCACAGUGAUAACCUUAGCAUUAAAGUUUAGAGAGGAUGCAUGUAUGAAUGCAUUGAUAAUAAGAUCACUCCCACUAUUCGGACUAUCAGGAGCUCUGUAUAUGCAUCCAAGGAGUAGACUAUGAUUCAGGGUGUUGACUGAUAUCCAGACUGAUUCUGGUAAACUAUUCAGGACACUAUCUUCAACUUUAUUAGUUGUUAGGGUAUCCAAAGCAUAUAUAAUACAACCACCUCCUCGCCUAGUUUCUCUGUCACAGCAAUAGAGUCGAUAGUUCUGGAUAUUCAAUUCUGAAUUCGAUACUGCUUCAGGGCACCAUGUUUCAGUGAUAAGUAUGAAAGAAGGCUUGGCUAGAAAAGCUAAUGUUUUCAAGGCUGAAAUUUUGUUCAGAAGUGAACGUGCAUUGAUAAGUAAUAAGUUUAAAAAGGGAUUGUAGUGUGUAAAAAACUGAGAGCUUCUCUAUCGACUUUGUGUAUUUUAGAUUUGCGUGGACCAUGGUUUAAUAUGGUUGGUUAUAUGAGCUAUCGCUUGAACAAACUGUAUUGCUAGUGGGACCAUGGAUUUCGGAAGGCCAAAAUAAUCAUUAUUUUGAUAAAGUGGGUUAAUUUGUUGAACUUGAUUAGGCGGACAGUUAAGUGCUGAGAAUAGUUAUGUCUUAAAGGUUUAUUAUUUAAAGCGUUCGAUGUUGAGUAACCUAGUAAACCACCUUGCCCAAUGGGAAAGUGUUGAGAAUAGUUACGUCUCACAGGUAUGUUAUUUAAAACGUUUGAGGAUAACCGUAGGGUGCGUUGGUUCAUUGUGGUCUGUCCAAUAUUAGGCCUGCUUACAUAAUGAUUGCAGUGGCCAUCUUGUGAGAGAUUUGAACCAAGUCUGCCGUUAUAACCUCCCCUACAAUGCGUAAGGUAAAGCAUGGUGUCGGGAAGUACAGUCUUAUUUUUAUUUGGUACAGUCAUCGUAGUAUUUUUGAUACUGGGUCUAGAACCAGAAGGUUCUGUACUUACAUUCUUCUUACGUGGCAAAGGUAUUCUAAUUUUGACAGCGUUUUUAAGAGUUGUAGCAUUAGAACUAAGUACUUGCUUAUGGGCUUCUAAUGGUAAACUGGGUAAUAUCGGAUUAGUGGUGUCAUUAGAUGUACAUUGGCUAUCAGAUGUCACUACGGACAUAACAAGCAAAUUAGCAUUCUUUGUUGGUAUUUCAGAGUACUGGAGAACAUGAGAUAGGGUAGCUGCAUCAGUGGAUCCAGCAGCUGAUGCAUCGUGGUUUUUUGUGAUCUCAACAUCUUUAUUUACGUUCAAGGUACGUUUUUGUGUAAGCCUUUAAUUGGUGGUCUUAUC
Molecule: messenger RNA, 8143 nt
Organism: Schistosoma haematobium
Lineage: Eukaryota; Metazoa; Platyhelminthes; Trematoda; Strigeidida; Schistosomatidae
Exons: 3
Coding region: 7719-8024 (101 amino acids)
Source: RefSeq, a predicted model, not a curated record